AUGUCACAAAUACAACCGGCCACAGUCCAGGCGCCUGCUGCGCCUGCCACGACCAUUCAACGGCCAGCGCAGGCCCAUGAUAGGAGUCCAAUCGUCGUCACAACAGCAGAUGCCAGCCCAGCGCCAGCUACAGAGCUACCCGCAGAAGUGCACAACAUAGGACCAGCCACGACAACGCCUCCGGUAGAGCAAGAGAAGGGAACCGACCAGAAAUCAGCACCACCAAUGAUUCAAGGCGUCACACCACUGCACAUGCUCGGCGACAAGCCGCAACCGAUCGACUGCCCGUUUUGUAUGAGAAGGACGAUGACCGUCGUGGAUACGGAAAGCACCGGCAUGCAGAUGCUCGCCGGCGCCUUGUGCUGCCUUCUCUGCGUCUGUCUUACUUGCGUACCUUGUAUUGCAGGUUGGUGUGAAGAUACCCACUACUCUUGCGGCAACUGCCACAAAAGGGUUGCCACAAGACCUUACGAUGGCCCGAUUCAGGUGUUUGGGCCACACGGCCAGAUGUUUCCUAUGGUUCCUUCUCAAUAUGAGCCUAUGGCGCCGCCUGUUGCUGAGCAGCAAAGUCCUCCGGUGUACAAGUAA
This is a messenger RNA of Colletotrichum siamense, 588 nucleotides long. RefSeq lists its product as uncharacterized. NCBI's taxonomy places the organism in Eukaryota, Fungi, Ascomycota, Sordariomycetes, Glomerellales, Glomerellaceae. Bases 1 to 588 code for a protein of 195 amino acids. Gene Ontology annotation, molecular function: zinc ion binding. The transcript has 3 exons. The record is from RefSeq and is a predicted model, not a curated record.